AUGGGUCCGAAUCCGGACAGGCUGCCCCGAUUUCGGCUCACAGGUGUGGACCGCAAGAUAGCAAGUUGUACUGGUCCGAGUCUCGCGGCGGAAGGAGCCAUGGAGAGCAAGGGACUUCCCCUCGUCGGCACAAGCAAGACCGCCCCCGUCCCAGCGGUCCCAGGCCGUUUUAUUCCAGAGAAUGCGCCAGGGCUAGCAGCUGCGAAUGACCAUGGCAGGGCAGCAACGGGAGAGCGUGCCGCCAUUGCCAAUCGGUACAGGUACUCGGAAGUUUCGGGGACGAUCAGCACCGUGAGCAGCGAUGGCAGGGACGAUGCGAGCCGCCGCCGGACUGAGGUGAAGAAGACCUCCCACAGCGGAGGCGAGACUGUGCAGGAAACCGUGUAUCAGAUGAGUGGCCUCUCGUGGCAAGUGAGAAGCAUCACUACGAUUGAGAAGAACCGCAAUAAAGAGAUCACCCACAGAGAGACCAAAGAUUCACGAGGAAAUUUGAGGUAAAGCUUCGGUCUCUGUACUGGCUCCAGGUUGGUUCAUCACUCGUCAUCACAGCCACUUUUUGAAAGCGUGACAAGAGUCUGGCAGCCAGUGCUUGCGCUUGGAGUACUAAAUAUUUGACGGCGAUCUUAGCGGUAACGUCCGGGUUCGUGCAUUUUGACCUCGUGAGGCGAGGUAUGGUUUCUGGUGUGGAGCAUGUAAGUCAGCGAAAAUGGCAGUGAUCAAUCCUACAGUUGACAACAUGCAUUCUCAAGGUCGGCUCCGAAAGAUGAGAUUUGUUUAGUGAUUCUGUGUUCAGUAUCACGAGGGAACAUUCUGUGACAGGUUUCUAACAGCUCCUUGGUUGUUCAAGCUCCUAAACCUUCAGGCUCAGUGACGUGAUUUUGUACCAGCAGCUUUUUACACAUCAUCCGGUAAAUAUUACAUAUCAACUAAAAAGCAGGAUUCGGUCUCCCAGAUCAAAUGCAGAUCAUUCGAUGGAGGAAAUAGAAGGUGAUGAUAAACAAUCUGUUUAGUUGGUGUCGAGAUUAGUCUGAAUUGCCGUUGAAAUCCUCGUAACACGAGACUUAGCACGAAUCGUAACCGCUGUUGGUUACCUCCUCGUAAACUCUCGCGUUUUAUAAAACUGAAAAAAUGCAAUACCCGGGAUACCGGAAACUUCUGAGCUUUGUACAAUGUUGCUCUAUUUAAGGUUCAGCAUUUGACUC
Molecule: messenger RNA, 1202 nt
Organism: Marchantia polymorpha subsp. ruderalis
Lineage: Eukaryota; Viridiplantae; Streptophyta; Marchantiopsida; Marchantiales; Marchantiaceae
Source: the annotation of a GenBank genome assembly